Messenger RNA from Cryptococcus deneoformans JEC21, 995 nucleotides. RefSeq lists its product as hypothetical. NCBI's taxonomy places the organism in Eukaryota, Fungi, Basidiomycota, Tremellomycetes, Tremellales, Cryptococcaceae. The record is from RefSeq and is a predicted model, not a curated record. Bases 39 to 884 code for a protein of 281 amino acids. The transcript has 3 exons.
GAUACUUGUUUGCAGCGAAACCAGGGAAAGAGAGCAUUAUGAUCGAGCCCGUCGUAGAUCCUUCAUUACGAGAACCACCAAUAGCAGGCUCCUCAAGGGGAAAGCGGAAAGCAAAGGGGGGAAGCAGUUCUGGUAAUGCUGCCAGCACGAGCCGGAGGGGCAGGGGCAGGCCGAGACGAGCAAGGGGCAGCGAUGAUGGGGUAAGGGGCGUUAGUAGUACAGAUGGACAAACGCCCAACGUGCAAGACGCGUAUAAUGCUGAGAGCAGUAAACGACUGAGGAUAGCUUCGCCUUUUAAGCUACAUGCAGCCAUACAAGGUCGUAAAGAUACACUUUAUGGGUCUGGCUCUUCUGUAGCUGGCCCCUCGAGAAAGAGUUCGCGCAGUGGUGCUACAGGGAUGGAGUCUUUGGCUUCGGUGGCUGUAGCUCAUGACCCAAGAAGAAAUUCUUCUUACAACCGACCACCUUAUCCGUUCGGCUUGACUCCCUUCCGUUAUCCCUGCCAUAAUCUGGACUUACCACCACCUCCGCCUGGUAAUCCCAACGAUCCAAAUUUCAGGCCGUUUGAUCCCAGAGCUUUUCAUGAAGAGGGCGCCGCAUCAACUCUCUCUUCGAACGGUACCACUAGCAAGUCGACUCCCAUACACACUCCUGUAGAUCCAAGUUCAUCAGGCCCAAGUCGACAAUAUGCUUCUGCCACCCAUCAUCAUUAUCCCGCGCGGCCUCAUCAUUAUACGGGUGGUUAUCGGGCGAGUCAGGCAGAACUGGAAGCCAAUGCUCAUGCGGCUUAUGAGUCCAUAUCAGCACUAUUAUCUGCUUCUCAAUAUCCUGUAAUGGAUGAGCUGGGGGAUAAUGAGAGGUAUGGACCUGAGCAGGGUGCUUAGAAUACAGACUUCUUGCUUUUUGAGCGAGCUGUUGGGUCAUACGGGCGGAGUAUUUUUUAUCAUACUGCAAAAUGCUACUUGGGCUUAGAGUAUUUUUUAAGAACUUUGUAU